AUGUCAUUGUUCGCAUCCGAAUACAUACCUUUACCACCCUCACAACAACGACGUAGCAGUGUUGAUAUUCGUGGUCAAUCAGUCAACUCGGACAUUCUGGUGGCCUUGUUGGAUCGACCAGGCGAGAUGCACGCACUGACAGCCCGAAACACUCACUUUUACACCGCUUUGAAAAAUUACAUCACCGAAACCCAAGGUGCUGAUGCGUGGCUACGCUUUCAAGAAAUCGUGUAUGCCCCCCGUGAAGAGAUUCCUGACCGUGAAUGGAUCAAUGCGAUUUCAGCCUUUUUAUCCCAUAAUCCCGUAUUUCUCAGCAAAUUCAAAGAAAGCGUUGGUUACGAAGACGACGAUGAUUAUCAUUCUGAGGAGGAUGAAGAUUCAUCACCCUUACCCUCUCCACGACAAAGCUAUUACUACGAUGACGACGAUGACGAAGGCAUGGUUGGAAAAAGAAGACGUAGUCGACAAUCCAGUGGCGGCGGUGCUUCAAGGUCAUCCAUGAUGAUGAUGAGGCCAACGUACGAAUGUUUAUUGGCGUUGCGUGAUUAUCCAAACAUCCAAGCUCGAUUACCACUCAUGUGCCCUGCUUACUUUCGAAAAGCACGACAACUCAUGUCGUUAGCUCCUUCAGCUUCCCGAUCCAAUGCCGUGCGUCGUAACUCUAUCUUGGAAGAAGUCGAUGUGAUGGAUGAUUCAACCGGUGGUGAUGAGGAACAACGUUUCAACAUGUGUGAUCAAGAUUCAGAAGGACCCUAUGAGCACUUUUGCCAAGUGGUUUGCACUACACGUCAAGAACAACCUGAUGAUGAAGCAUGGUUGGAUGCCAUUGUCGAAUCAUUGGAUGGUUGGCCUCAAUUAUUAGAUGAUCUCGAACAAAUUGCAAUGUCACUCGAUGCACAAGAGGAUGAUGAACAACAAGGAUCGCCAGAUGCAUAUAUCUAG
Molecule: messenger RNA, 942 nt
Organism: Lichtheimia ornata
Lineage: Eukaryota; Fungi; Mucoromycota; Mucoromycetes; Mucorales; Lichtheimiaceae
Exons: 1
Coding region: 1-942 (313 amino acids)
Source: RefSeq, a predicted model, not a curated record